GAUUAUUUUGUUCAAUUUUUUUACUGGAAUUUUUAAGAUGCAAAUAAGUCCGUGUAAUGAAAUUUGAUAAAACGAAUUUUUUUGUGUACCUAAUAAAAUUUCUAGAUUGUGAUUCUGUAUUUUUUGUCAUAUGAAAGAGUUGAAACAAAUAUUUUCAUUGGCCAAUACUGAAGUACAGUAGUUGGCAAAUGAAAGUUUCAACUAAAGGAUUUUACUCGGAAGAGCAUUAAAAAACAAAAUCAGGAUAAUCUGAUAGCAUAGAACAGUGAAGCAAUAAACUUCAACAGAGAGUCUUCGGACUUCGUUUUGUACUGCAUUUGACUGAGUUUGGGAAUUCGGACUUUAUUAACGUCAUAGUCUUUUAAAUAGUCGUCAAACUGCCGAGCAACGGUUUACGAUCGACAGUAUAUGUCCAAUAAAACGUCAAGCUUCAGCCAUUUUCGUCUUUGAUUAGGGCCGAAUGUAGCCAUUUGCGCAUAUUGUGAAUUAAGUUAGCCCCAUUUAGCAUUAUGUAUUUUCACAGUGAAGGAAGGAAAUAGAAAUCGACAUUAGGUAUUAUCCUGAAUGCCAGAAAAGGCCAACAAAAUUGUAAAAUAUUGAGGGGUGACAGCGCGUGGCCGAGAAACCCACAGAGCUCAUUAUUCCCCGGCCUUCUAUGAAAAUAUAAAUGGCUCGAUCACUUUUAAACUUUAGUUUAUGUUAGAUGCAUCACAUGGGCUGGGGGUUACGUGCCAAAUUCAACGAGAAAAGAUUUAUCAUAGUAGUAUCUACGAUCUAUCCCAAACAUGCGUAUAAUAUUUCUUACAGCUCUCGCCCAUCAGUCUUUCUAUAUGUAUUAUAUUUCUCCGAUAAGAAUCCCUCGCUACUCAUUGUGGUGAAAGCAGAUUGCUUGAUUAAAAAGAGUGGUAACCAAUUUUCUGAAGCAAGCGAGGUGGAAACAUGUUCAUUAUCCAAUGACCGUGAAAUAGAAAAGCUUAUCUGAGUUGUGUUCAUUUUUUCAGAUAAAAAUUCAGAAAAACUAAGUUUUCGAUUGCUAUAUAGAUACAGUCGGAAAUUUCGAGCUGAUGGCGGGAUUGUGGAUGCUUUUGAUGCCGCUAUGGGGUCAAAUUGCGUCGGUAUGCUCCUACUGCCUUUCCACUGUGAUAUUGUUUUAUGCCAGCAAAACUAUUUGGCGUUGGUAUAUAUUUUCGACUGCAAACGAUCUAACAUCAACAUUGACUAGAGAUUUUCCGCUACCUCCAGGAGAUUUUGGAAUUCCAUUUCUGGGAGAGACACUGUCUUGGGCUCGUCAGGUAAAUGGAAGUGCAUUCAACUUGAUCAGACGAAAGAAAUAUGGAAACAUAUUCAGUACACACUUCUUAGGAAGAGCAAUGGUUAAAAUAACAGGAGCUGAAAAUGUGCGACAGAUUUUGCAAGGUGAACAUGAUAAAGUAACAACAAUUUGGCCGACAACAAUAAGAAAGAUUCUCGGUGAACAUUCUAUUGCAAACUCUGUAGGAGAAGAACAUAGACAUUUAAGAAAAUUCGCGAUGAAAGGUUUCACGCAUUCUGCGCUCAACAGUUACAUAUCGAACGCAAAGAAAAUAAUUUCGGAAAAGGUAAAACAAUGGACAGACACAGCUGGUCCCAGAAAAAUUUACGAUGAUAUUCUACAAAUGACAUUCGAAGUUUCAGCUAAAGCAAUGGUUGGUCUGACGUUUCCGUCGAAUGAUGACAGAAAUAAAGCAUUCAGUACAUUUCAUGAAAUGGUCAAAAAUUUGUUCAGCCUGCCAUACGAUCUUCCAUUUUCUGGAUUUAGAAAGGGUUACCAAUGCAAAGAGAUUCUUCACGCUAUGUUGCAUGAACAUUUAACGAAAAAAAUAAAACGACUGCAAUGCAAUGGUAAUGACGGUGAUGAUGGUAUACAAGAAGACAAUGACGUCAUGCAGUAUAUUUUGGAAGCAGACAUGGAAGAAAAUAGAAAAAAGCAACUACAUUGCUGGGAUAGUGAUUCGGAAAGAAGUGGCGAUGAAAAUGAAAAAUGUGGCUUUACUAUAGAAGAACUCAAGCAAAACGCUGUUGAGCUUAUGUUUGCUGGUUUUCAAACAACUGGAAGCAGUAUUUCGUCUCUUAUGAUUCAAUUGGCAAAACAUUCGGAUGUAAGAAAAAAAGUUGAAGAUGAAUUAGAAGAACACGGAUUUCUUGGAGCGGAAGAUUCCGAGAUAAAUUUAGAAAGAAUUCAGAAGUUGACUUAUUUGGAACAAGUUAUAAAAGAAACACUGAGAGUGAUGCCACCCAUUUUGGGAGGUUACAGAAGAGCACUGAAGACAUUUGAAAUCGGGGGUUACAGAAUUCCCAAAGAUUGGACAAUCAUAUACAACAUCAGAGAUACCCAUGAAUAUGAGUUUGAAGACGAUACUGAAUUUAAUCCUGAAAGGUUUUCUCGUCAGAAUUGGACAGAAAAUCGUCACAAUCGAUUCAGAUGGUUGCCAUUUGGAGGAGGCGCAAGAACUUGUGUUGGAAAAGAAUUCGCAAAGCUGAUGAUAAAAUUGGCCACAAUAGAACUAUUUCGUAAUUUCCAAAGCUGGGAAUUUGACGGUGGAAAACAACCCCCAAUGUUUCCGAUACCUACCCUUCAUCCAACAAAUGGAUUGCCUCUUAUAUUUACUCCUCGGCAGAAUACGGUUUCUAAUGGAAACGUACAAUUCAAUAAUUAAUUUUUUUAUAUUCUCGUUCUUUUUAUUUUCUUCGUAUUUUUCUAGUAAAAGCAACGAUGGUUGCUCUUCUUUUUAUCAAAAGAUAUAAAUGAAUUAUCAUAUUUCUGAAAGGAGCUUAUAUUUUCUCUGUGUCUGUGUGGCAUUCCUACCCUUAGCAUUCUCUAAAAGAAUCAUAACAGAUUGGAUUUUUUUUAAAUUUUUUCCCCAAUAAUUACAAUUCAAGUUAUAGUCAAUUCGAAUAUAUUUUCGAUAUAUUUUGUAGUCACAUUGAAUCGAAUAUUACCGCAGCUGCUAAAUCGUAGAUAUAAACUACCAAAAUGUUUUCUACUUGAUUUAAUUAUAUAUUUAUCAUGAUCAAUAUCAUAACUAAGUGUCCAAUGUAUUUCUGCAAUUCGACAAACACAUAUUUUGUUUCAAUAUUAAAUUAAAAAACGAUUAUCUUUGUUUAAGUUAACUUCAAAAUAUUACAAAUUACCUCACCCGUUGUUUAUUUUGAUUUUUUCAGCAUUGUUAUUCCUGAAGGUGUAUCGUUUUGUUUGCUAAUGCUUAUUUAUAUUUGUUAGUGAUAAAUUACAAAAUUAAUUAUCAAAAGUGGAAGCAGUAAACCCAGUACUUCCAUUAACGAAACUAAAAUCAGUGUCACAAGCAUAAACUUAUAAGUAGAAAAAUCGAGACAAAUAUUGACUUCAAAAAAUCACAAGCUCUCGUGCUAUCUAGCUCUUGAUGAUUAAUCUUUACUAAUUUCCAGAAUACCACGAAUCAGUUCAGUCUCCAAAACUGCAUUGACUAAGUGUUGGGAAUUUGGUAAAGUUCUGGGCAUUUGAACGACACACUAAAUUCUGGUCUAUUUUUCAAAUUUAUAUUUUAAAAGAGACAGAAUAAAUAAGUAUAACAAAGUGUGAAUUGUCUUACCGUUUUUUAAUAUGCUAAAAUAAUUCUAUCUUUCUUGCCAUUUGAAAUAUUAUAUUUAAUCUAUUUGUACCCCAAAUAUCACAGUUUACCUAUUGUUUUGUGAAUAAAUUUUUUAUGUUCCAUUUGUCAUGA
Styela clava is the source of this 3740-nucleotide messenger RNA. Its product is annotated as cytochrome P450 26B1-like. The record is from RefSeq and is a predicted model, not a curated record. Gene Ontology annotation, molecular function: heme binding; oxidoreductase activity, acting on paired donors, with incorporation or reduction of molecular oxygen; iron ion binding. Gene Ontology annotation, biological process: sterol metabolic process. Lineage: Eukaryota; Metazoa; Chordata; Ascidiacea; Stolidobranchia; Styelidae.